CUGCCAGCACCGCCAGCGGAGAGCACAGAAGCUGGGAGCAGGCAGAGCUCAUUACCUGCUGCUGCUGCUGCUGCUGCUGCUAGAUCAAUGUACAAACCAUAAAAGUCACAGCCCUGGGAAAGUGGAGGAUCAUCGUGGAGCCUGUGACAUUGGGAGGCUACCAGUAAUAAAGUGACAGAUCACAUACAUAUAAGUCACAGAAGAAAUUGCUAUUUAUCAUUAUUUGGUCCCUGCACUGAGCAGGCUGUGAAAAUGGAACUGUAGCCUGGAUGCUUAUCAAUAAUAUAAUAUCUGUGCACCUAGAGCAGCAGGGAGACCAUGUGCAGCGGAUGUGACAGCCGGAGUGGCUGGGACGGGGAGAGGACUAUCUGUGUGAUACACUGACCGGGGACUGGCUGCUUGGGAUUUAUCGCUGGCAGAGAACAGAGGGAUAAUAAGGGAUUGUACUGAGGAGUCUGAUGGUGACUGCAAGGCAUGCUGAUGAGGGGCUGCAGCCCGGCUCCAUCCGUUGUAGCACAGUGAGCCAGUGACCUAUGUGGAGGGGAUGAAACAAGUGCACUUUCCUUGCUACACCUGCUUCUCAUUCCCUACAACCCUUGUUACUCGGUGAUUCCGCUUUUUUGCCUAUUGGAGAUGAUUGUGUUAUUCCUGCUGGCGUGCAUUGUGGAUGGUCUGCUCUCCCAGCUCUCCUACAAGGUGCAGGAGGAGAGGGACCAUGGCACCUUCGUGGGGAAUAUCGCUGAGGAUCUGGGCUUGGACAUUACAAAACUCUCCAGCCGCCGCUUCCAGUCUGCCCCCAACUCGCGGAGCCCUUACCUGGAGCUGAACCUGGAGAACGGGGUGCUGUACGUCAAGGAGAAGAUAGACCGGGAGCUGAUCUGCAAGCAGAGCCCCUCCUGCCUGCUGCACCUGGAGGUCUUCCUGGAGAACCCGCUGGAGUUCUUCCGAGUGGAGAUCGAGGUGCUGGACAUCAAUGACAACCCCCCGGUGUUCCCGGAGUCGGACAUCCAGGUGGAGAUUUCCGAGAGCGCCACCCCCGGCACCCGCUUUCCGCUGGAGAGCGCCUAUGACCCGGACGUGGGCAACAACUCGCUCCGCACCUACGAGAUGACCACCAACAGCUACUUCGCGCUGGACGUGCAGACCCAGGGGGACGGCAACAAGAUCGCCGAGCUGGUGCUGAGGAAGCAGCUGGACCGGGAGCAGCAGGCGCUGCACAGGUACGUGCUGACCGCUAUGGACGGGGGCACCCCCCAGAGGACGGGCACGGCGCUGCUCACCAUCAAGGUGCUGGACUCCAAUGACAACGUGCCCGUCUUCGAGCAGCCGGUCUACACCGUCACCCUGCCGGAGAACUCGCCCCCGGGCACCCUGGUCAUCCAGCUGAACGCCACCGACCAGGACGAGGGGCAGAACGGGGAAGUGGUGUACUCCUUCAGCAGCCACAACUCGCCCCGGGUGCGGGAGAUCUUCAGCAUAGAGCCCCGCACCGGCCGCAUGGAGGUGAGCGGGGAUCUGGACUACGAGGAGAGCAGCACCUACCAGGUCUACAUCCAAGCCAAGGACCUGGGGCCGAACGCCGUGCCCGCCCACUGCAAGGUGCUGCUGCGGCUGCUGGACCUGAACGAUAACGCGCCGGAGAUCAGCUUCAGCACCGUCAAGGAGGCGGUGAGCGAGGCCGCCCCCCCGGGCACCGUGGUCGCCCUCUUCAGCGUGACCGACAAGGACUCGGAGGAGAACGGGCAGGUGCACUGCGAGAUCCUGGGGGACGUGCCCUUUCGCCUCAAGCUCUCCUACAAGAACUACUACACCAUCGUCACCGACGGCGCCCUGGACCGGGAGCAGGUGGCCGCCUACACGGUGACCGUCCUGGCCCGGGACCGCGGCUCCCCGCCCCUCACCUCCAGCAAGUCCAUCCAGGUGCAGGUGGCCGACGUCAACGACAACUCUCCCCGCUUCUCCCAGGCGGUGUACAACGUCUAUGUAACGGAGAACAACGUGCCGGGGGCUUACAUCUCCGCGGUCAGCGCCAGCGACCGGGACCAGGAGGAGAACGCCCAGCUCACCUACCACAUCCUGGAGUGCGACAUCCAGGGCAUGUCCGUCUUCACCUAUGUCUCCAUCAACUCGGACAACGGCUACCUGUACGCCCUGCGCACCUUCGACUACGAGCAGCUGAAGGAGUUUAGCUUCAUGGUGGAGGCCCGGGACGGGGGGUCCCCGCCGCUGGCCGGCAACGCCACGGUCACCGUGCUCAUCGUGGACCAGAACGACAACGCGCCCUCCAUCGUCUCCCCGCAGGGCAGCAACGGGACGGCCCGGGAGCUGCUGCCCCGCACGGCGGAGCCGGGCUAUCUCUUUGCCCGGGUGGUGGCCGUGGACUCUGACGAGGGGGAGAACGCCCGGCUGACCUACAGCAUCCUGCGGGGCAACGACAUGAGCCUGUUCCGCAUGGACUGGCGGACGGGGGAGCUGCGGACGUCCCGCAAGAUCACCAGCAAGAGAGACCCCCAGCGGCCGUUCGAGCUGGUGGUGGAGGUUCGGGACCAUGGACAGCCGCCGCUCUCCUCCACAGCCCUCAUCCAGGUUCAGAUCGUGGACAGCUCCGUGGAGCGCCAAGGGGGGGAGCAGCGGCCCAGCCGCUCCACAGACACCGCGCUGGACCUCACCCUCAUCCUCAUCAUCGCCCUGGGCUCCGUCUCCUUCAUCUUCCUGCUGGCCAUGAUCGUGCUGGCCGUCCGCUGCCAGAAGGAGAAGAAGCUGAACAUCUACAGCUGCCUGGCCGGUGACUGCUGCCUGUGCUGCUGCCCCCCCUCCUGCUGCUGCAGCCGCCAGGGCAGAGCCCGCAAGAAGAAGCUCAGCAAGUCGGACAUCAUGCUGGUGCAGAGCUCCAACGUGCCCAGCGCUACCCAGGUGCCGGUGGAGGAGUCCGGUAGCUUCGGCUCCCACCACCACAACCAGAACUACUGCUACCAGGUCUGCCUGACUCCUGAGUCUGCCAAAACCGACCUCAUGUUCCUGAAGCCCUGCAGCCCAUCCCGGAGCACCGACACCGAGCACAACCCCUGCGGGGCUAUAGUGACCGGCUAUGCGGACCAGCAGCCUGAUAUCAUCUCCAAUGGCAGCAUCUUGUCCAGCGAGCACGGAAAAGGAUAUGCUAGUCAGAUCUACAGGACUUACCUGAAGCAGCAUGAUUUGCACAAGUUGACCAACAAAAGCAUCAACUGUUCAACUUCAUUAUCCUGGCCAUCUAGUUUGGUAUAACAGAAGGAUUAUUAGUCUGCUGCUGAAGACGUUGGCCAAUAUAAGGACCUUUCUGCUCUCAGCAGGCCUGAGAAAUGAGUUGAAAUGUGAAGAAGAACUGUAGAAACUGCAGAGGCGACUACCCUUGCCUCACUUAUCAGUGUGUGCCUGUUUACAGCACUAUAUAUCUUUCUUUCUCCAAAACGUCACUGAGCCCUUUAGAUGUUUAUAUUCACCACAAGAAGCCAAUCGUACAGAUAGAACAUGCAUUCUAAAUGCAAUAUCACUGUUUUAAACUUGACUGUUUUAUAUUAUUUUUUGUGUGAUCAAGUGUUUCCCAAAUUAUCCAAACUUUACAAGAGAGUUUGUGAUCAUGUAAUUUUCACUUGUGGGUCAUAAAAAAAGAAAAUUAAUGUUUAUCCGCAGACCCAUAAACUAUCAAAGACAUUCUGUAGUUUAUACACCGUGUUGCAAAGUGUUUACUGUACUAUUUCAAAGCUUCUAAAUAAAUAUAAAGUAUAUAUAUUAUAUAAUUUUCUGAAAAAGUGGUACAAUUUAGUUGAUUUAUAAAUGGAUUCAUACAGCCCACAUGAUAAAAAAUUGAAAAUAUUUCAUGUCCUAAAUUAUUUAUUGUUAAUAUAAUUAUUAAAUAGUGUUUCGUAAUUAUAGAUUUGGACCAAUUCCUGUUCACCAUGUUAAAAUACGCUGUAAGCUACAUCAAAUUUGUACGGAACUUUCAAUACCAAAGAUGCAGCUUUCAAGAUUGAGCACUAUGACCUACUAUGGCAUAUUUUGAUCUUCCUUACUUUAUCCUGUGGAUUUUAAUUUUACAACUAAAUUUUAUAUUAAAAAAAAAAAAAUGAUCUGUAAAUGUUGUCAAAACAACACUGGAUAUUCUGUACAGUUUAAAAAUUGUAAAAUAUGUAUCUGAAGAUAACUAUUUUGAAAAAAUAGCCCCAAAUCAUAUAACUUACACGUAUCUUUCUCUAGCAUAGUUUUGUGAAAACUUGAAUUAUAUAUAUAUAUAUAUAUAUCUAUCUCUUCUAAUCUUGCUUAGAAAUGUUUUUUAAAUAGACGAAUCAUGAAGCAUAGUGUUUUCCAAUUCAUUUUUUACACAGCAAGAUUUAAAAUUAGGACCAUUUCACAUUAUUAAACACUUCAAUAUUAUCGGUGUCAGAUAAUAUUUUUUCAUCGUAAAAUUGUAAUAUUUCAAUAUAUAUAUAAAUGAAGAGUGAUAUGUUUUAUUAAAGAAAACAAGUGGCUCAUAAGGACAAUCAUUUUAAAUUUAACUUUUACUUCCAUGUCAAAAAAUUUAUAUAUCAUCAAAAUAUUAAAUGUUAUUAUUUUUAUUUUAUUUUUUAUAUAAUGGUGUGUUUGUUGUAAAUUUUUUUACAACUUUUAAUUUCAAUAUAUGUCACAACAAUUAUUUUUGACUAUAUGUCAAUCAAAUACAAUGUGUUUUUAAAGUCCACACUUUAACAGCUAUUGGUUUUUAAUGCUAUUUUAUGUAUCGAAAAAUGAAAUGUGUAGUAUGGAAUUAAAUGAGAUGGAUGCUCCUGGCCAAACUGCAUUAAUUAAUGUAAUUGGGUGGCACAAUUGGCAGGAGAAUGAUGUACCUGGCUGCAGAGGACAUAACAUGAGGAUGGGAGUCACUUACUUGAUGCUCGCAUUCACUUGUGAUACUAUCUUUUCCCAGGUAUACUCUGCAAAUGCCAUGUCAAGCACUCAUCCCUUUAACAACUAGUGGCUCUCCAACUGUUGUUGAGUUUGAAGUCUUACCGUAGUUUAGCUGGCAGAGCUGAGAUUUCUUUUUGUCCAGCCAUAGUCAAACUAUAGUAUAGUUUAUCUUCAUCUGUUGUCAUUAUAUCUUAGCCUUCAACAAACUGUACUAUUUUCAUUAGCAGCCAAUGAUGAAUAAUUAAUAAGUGUUUAAUGCACUUUUUACACUUCACUUUGUUCUUUUUUAUAUAUUUAACUGAACAUAAAUACAGUAAGUUAAACCUUGAAUCUUAAAUAAAUUAUACAUGUAAAGGGGGAUGUACACACCUCUACAAAACAUGUGCUUGUAUUAUAAUAAUACACAGUGGAGGAAUGAACUUUAAUAUAUACUACCUUACAUUUAUAUUACCUCUGAAUUAUCCAAGGUAUACUAGUUUAUUAUAGCUUGAGUGGAUCUCUGCAACAGCCUAUCAUAUGCUCAUUUUACCCAACACGCCCAUAGGAUAAUACCUUAAUACAAGUUGCUUUCUAUAGCAGCAAAACAUUUUUAAUGAAAAGGACCACAUAUUUUAUAAAUACAUGGUUAUGAGCUGUAUCCUACUAAAACAUGUUAUAGUAAUAUAUAAUAUCAUAACCAUAUUGAAGACAACUAAAGUUAUGGGAUAUGUACAAUACCUGAUCUGCUGGUUAGCCAGCCCUAUUUUACUUUUUACCUCUUUUCAGUUGUAAAGCUACUGCUUAUUUAUUUUUAGUAAGUCUUUACUAUGAUCUACUGUAUAGCUUGCACAUCACUCUAAUGUAAUUGUAUCAUGAAUAUCUAACAUGAAGUUAUAUGAAGUUCUAGUUAUGGUUGUGAGUAUAUGAUUGGACAUUGUACCUGAUUGUACAGUAACCUACCCUAACUACGUAAGUAACUAAUGUGUCAGAUGUAUAUAACUUGAAUCACAUCAUUUCAUUAUAGUCAUGUAAUGUAGAGGUGUAAUUCACUCUUUCAUGUGAAUCAAAAAGUAUGACUGGCUACCAAUAGGUUUCACCAAAACAGCCAAAUCAUUGGUGUGAUUGGGACUGUGCAUAUAAUUAAUUUUGUCCUAGAGAAUUAUCAUACAUUUUUAAUACAUUUUUUACAUUAAUUCAAAUAAAUUGUCCAUGUACCAUGAACACAUGGGUCAUUGAAUACACUUAUUAUAUCAA
Pseudophryne corroboree (corroboree frog) is the source of this 6153-nucleotide messenger RNA. It is a transcript of the gene PCDH10, whose product is annotated as protocadherin 10. Gene Ontology annotation, molecular function: calcium ion binding. Bases 634 to 3264 code for a protein of 876 amino acids. NCBI's taxonomy places the organism in Eukaryota, Metazoa, Chordata, Amphibia, Anura, Myobatrachidae. Gene Ontology annotation, cellular component: plasma membrane. The record is from RefSeq and is a predicted model, not a curated record. Gene Ontology annotation, biological process: homophilic cell-cell adhesion. The transcript is spliced from 2 exons.